AAGGGUUCAACUGCCAAACAUGGGCAAAUAGCUCCUCGUCGUUCAACCACGACGAGGUCGGACGAACUCCUCAACGUUUGGAGUGGUCCAUUCGACCGUCAGCAAUGAACAUGGCCUCUCAUCGACCAACACAGUCUAUUUCCUCAAAUAAUCUGCUUCCUCCAACUACCCCAGAUCACAAGCAACAACGGAGAAUGACUAGCCCCAACCUUGGACAAGGCUCUGGACGACCACCUUCUCCACUGCGCAACGGUUUUGUUCCCAGCUCUUCAACCGGAAUCGAUCCGCAUGCUGCAGACGACGAGGGCGAUGAUGAUGACGACGACGACGACGAUGAUGGUGACGAUGGCGAGAGACGAGGCCGCUACCUCCAACGCUCCCCAUCGCCUGCAUCUUCUGUCUCUCAGAUGGCAGCAAGCUUCGCUCAGAGAGUGGGAAAUUUCGUCGGCGGAAUAGCCCCUCGUUCUCCCAGCUUGCUUCCAUCCGAUGCAGAGCUGGAGGCUGAAGCUGAAAGAGAAAGAGACCGAACCAGAAGGGAGGCUGAACGAAUCCUUCGUCAUGAAGCAGGGGAGCGUAAAUUGCUCGAAGACCGUGUUCUUGCCUUGAUGGAAAACACCAGAUCACCACCACCGCCACCAUCUCGUUCUCAGACGAUGCCUAAUCCACCCUCUCCGUCUUCUUCUCAAAAAGAUGGCGGUAGCUGGUGGACAACGGCGAAGAAUAAACUCACUCCUACAAAGGAGUUAACGCCUGCCCAGCAGGUGAUUCAAGACGCUAAGACGCGAGAGAAGGAGAUAAAGAAGCUGGCGAAGGGGAAGGAGAAGGAGAAGGAGAAGGAGAAAGAAUGGUCCCCGAACAUGCAGCAGCAACCAAAAUAUCCCGAUUCAGCCUUACUUAAUCUCAACACGCCCCAGCAGCCACGCCGUCCUGCACCUGGAUCUCCUGCCUCACCUACGCCAUCACGGUCAAUGGCACCUAAUCUUUCACCUUCGCCCAUGCGCUCCGGCGAAGUCGGUUCCUCGUCUCCUUCCCGAGAAGCUCCUCCCCUUUACGCCCAAUUCAACGCGCAAGGGACGUUAGAUGUGCAUGUUACCCUUCUUACCAUUGCCAAGCGGUUCGAGAAAUUGGAAAAGUGGACGGUCGGUCAUGUUCGCGCUCUUGAAGAACGCAUGGGAGACGUGGAACGGUGGCUUGUCGAUAAGGAAAAGGAGAAGGAAGACGCCGCCACCUCGUCUCAACGAUCGGCUGAACCUACAUCCCUCACUUCGGAAGCGGUAUCGGAAGAGGUACGGGAGCUUCGAGAAGAGAUCGUCGAACUUCAAGGUCGUAUCGGUGAGAUUGGACGAGAGAUGGCACGGAUGGCGAUCUCACCUGGAAAGCUCUCCUCAACGAUGUCGCGACAAUCUGCCGAAGUGACCGUCUCUCCCAGCACUGGCUCGCCUUCCAUUCAGCAUGAAAGAGUUACCUCUUCGACUGCUGACAUCGUCGACCCCGACCCCACCUUUAGUGCAACGCCACACGCUCGAACACGCGUUCCCUCCGUUACCGCUCGACACAGUACGAGUCCACCUAUGACCUCCUCGAAAGCAUCAACCGGCACUCGACUUCCUUAUCCCACCGGUGACUAUGCUCCGGAUCCCUCAAUAAGCGGGUUCUUCUCUCCUACCAGCUCUCCGCCAUCGUCUGUGGGCAAAACCCAUCCGAUGUCUGCGCAGAAUACUACCGGACUUGCCGCAACGUCUCCCAGUAAUACGAACACGCAACAGCCCCCUCUUUCUUCAUCUGCUUCAUCCUCCUAUUCCCUAGGGUCGUAUUCAUCCACCUCCUCCAUUUCCUCAAUCAUUCCUGGGUACAAUCCUACAAAUAGCUUGACUUCGCCAUCUUCAUCUCCAGCCCCUGGACUUGGAAAGCCUUCUUCUAGAGGUCUUCCUGUCCCACCAACGCCUAAAACCUCGUCGCCAUCGCUUAGACAGUCUAGCGUUAGUCCUACCCCGAGGAAACGCUACACAGUCGCAUUAGGUGGACCGAUUGUUCCUCCCGAUGAUUUUGAGGAACAGCAGAGCUCGUCGAGGAAUCGUCCGACGACACCGCAUUCGAGUAGAGGUCGUUAUACGGCUUCGCCAGCCAAUGAUACCGAGUUGGAAGGGAAUGGGAAGGACCACCGCGGUGACGAAGAAGAAACACAAGGGUCUGAGUUUCAGGAUGAGACAAUUGGCAAGUCUAAAUCUGCGAGAAUGGCGAUCCCUGUCGCUUCUGGAACGCGGUCAUCCAAUGGGGAAGGUGUUAUUCCUGCUACCAGCAUUGCAAAAUCGCUUCCUUCUUCUCCUUCGAACCCGCGUAAGAUGAGAGCGCAAUCUGCAUAUGGGUUGUCGGCUAUUCACGCUCAAUCGCCUAAUACGGUGGGGGUAUUGGGUGGAGGAGGGGAUUUGUCUUUACCUUCGGUGGCGCCGUUAAGACCAAAGUCCCGGUCCAAGUCUACGGAACGGUUGGAGCGUGGAGGGGGGAAUGGGUUUGUUGAUCCGUUGUUGUUGAGGAAGCAGGCGGGUAAUAUGAAGAUGGCUAUGCCUAAGCCGAUUGGGAAGGUGCCUGUUGGACAGUUGGUUGCAUUUUUUGAUGGAGAGAGGAAGUGAGUUGCGGAUGCAUGUGGAUCUGUAAGUUUUCAUUAUCUUCGCGAUUUUUAUGAGGUUCACUGCAAGGAAAGACUUUUUUCAUGUCGACAAUUAUCUUAUACCCUACAUACCAAGCAUCUCUCUUUCCUGUUUAAUCUCUGUUGUUGCUUUCAUUUAUUUCGAUGAUCUAUAUACACAAUGUCGUGCUCCCAUUUUACGCUUUUUAUGACUUGUCUCUUGUGUAUAUCAAUACUACCACUGCAUCUUCCUCUUCUCACCUCUCAAGUAUGUAACCGAUAUCUUCUCUCUUGAAACUUGCUCGCGAUGUUGCGACGAAUCUAUAGUGCGAUCUAAGAGUCACGAUUAGGAGUUUUAUGUUGUUUCCAU
Molecule: messenger RNA, 2996 nt
Organism: Marasmius oreades (fairy-ring Marasmius)
Lineage: Eukaryota; Fungi; Basidiomycota; Agaricomycetes; Agaricales; Marasmiaceae
Exons: 2
Coding region: 105-2630 (841 amino acids)
Source: RefSeq, a predicted model, not a curated record